AUGGUGAGGAUGACGAGGACGGCGGCGGCGGCGACUUCACCAAAUUUAACCCGCAAGUGCUCGACGGCCAUGGCGAAGCCUCCUUGUCUUGCACGCAAGCUCUUCCUGUGGCUCUUCAUCGCCGUCAACCUCCCCACCAGCUCCUUCCAGACCGAUGACGACGAUGAGGUGACCAACAAAACAUGGGUGCUGACCCCCAAAGUGUUCGAGAGUGACGUCACCCACAUCCUCAAUGGCCUACUGGAUGGAUACGACAACAAACUGAGACCCGACAUCGGAGUUAAACCCACAGUGAUCCACACAGACAUGUUUGUCAACAGCAUCGGCCCAGUGAACGCCAUCAAUAUGGAAUACACCAUCGACAUCUUCUUUGCCCAAACCUGGUACGACAGAAGGCUAAAAUUUAACAGCACGAUGAAGGUUCUGCGUCUCAACAGCAACAUGGUCGGCAAGAUCUGGAUUCCCGAUACGUUUUUCCGCAACUCCAAAAAAGCCGACGCCCACUGGAUCACAACGCCCAAUCGCAUGCUUCGGAUCUGGAACGACGGGCGAAUCCUCUACACGCUCAGGUUGACCAUUGAUGCUGAAUGCCAACUGAAACUGAACAACUUCCCAAUGGAUGAGCACUCGUGUCCUUUGGAGUUUUCAAGCUAUGGCUACCCGAGGGAGGAGAUUGUGUACAAGUGGAAGAGGAGCUCAGUGGAGGUUGGAGACAUCCGCUCCUGGAGGCUUUACCAGUUCUCCUUUGUCGGCCUGAGGAACACCUCAGAGAUUGUCAGGACCGUCUCGGGCGACUAUGUGGUGCUGACCGUCUUCUUUGACCUGAGCAGGAGAAUGGGCUACUUCACCAUCCAAACCUACAUCCCAUGCACUCUCAUUGUUGUCCUCUCUUGGGUCUCCUUCUGGAUCAACAAGGAUGCGGUGCCAGCCAGGACAUCAUUAGGCAUCACCACCGUGCUGACCAUGACCACGUUGAGUACCAUCGCCAGGAAAUCUCUUCCUAAAGUCUCCUACGUGACGGCCAUGGACCUGUUUGUGUCCGUCUGCUUCAUCUUCGUCUUUGCCGCACUAAUAGAGUACGGCACGUUGCACUACUUUGUCAGCAACAGAAAGCCAAGUGCCAAAAAGGACAAGAAGAAGAAAAACCCGCUCCUCCGGCUCUUUUCCUCCAAGACGCCCACGGUGGACAUCCGCCCGCGCUCGGCCACGGCCAUCCAGAUGAACAACGCCACGCACAUGCAGGAGCGCGACGAGGAGUACGGCUACGAGUGUCUGGACGGGAAGGACUGCACCAGCUUCUUCUGCUGCUUCGAGGACUGCCGCUCGGGGGCGUGGCGGCACGGCCGCUUGCACAUCCGCGUCUCCAAGAUUGACUCGUACGCACGCAUCUUCUUCCCCACCGCGUUCGGGCUCUUCAACCUAGUCUACUGGGUCUCCUAUCUCUAUCUUUAAGAGCGCACGUCCAGCCUUAUCACCGCGCUCUUUACGUCGUGUGGGACAUUUCUUCAGGAGCGGGGACGCCAUCCGUCAUUUUUCAUUUGCGCACUUUUCAUCCCGUCCAAUCGGUCAGUUUAGGCGCGGCGGACGUCGCAAAACCUGUAGCAUUACUUCAAGCGGCAAGAAGAAGAUCGAUAAAGGCUGAUUGGAAUUAUUCCUGUGUGUGAUCAUCUCGUGUUCACUGUGCCAACGCCUCAUUUGGUUUUGUUUUUUCGUAGAUAAAUGGGAAGGAAGUGAAUCAAGUUACAACUGUGCUGAAAAGUGUCAAGCACUUUAAAAGAGCUCAAAUUAGGGAUGGGCAUUUGAUGAGAUGACGGUUUGAUGUUCCUCUUUUUGUUGUUGUUCUGAUAUUAAUGGGAUGGUAGAAUGUGAGAAUGUUCUGAACUCCCUUUUACAAAAACAAGGAGCGUUACUGAGCAAUAAGGGAAAUGACUCAAACUUGAUUCAACUUCAAGACUAAUUUAAUUAAGAUUGUACUUUUGCAAAUAUUGUAUGGAUGAGACGGAUUCAACAUCAUCUGCGUUAGUUGCAGCCAGGUUGCCGGAUCCCAGAUCGUUCUGAAUGACCAAUUCAUUGAUUAGGAUGCCCGUCCCUAAUUUUCAUUUGGCAAGUAACCAUCUACCAUUUUUACGUGUAGUCAAAAGCGACGACGAUGCCGUUUAUGGACAAGUGUAUCAAUAUUGUAAAUAUUUGACUAUCGCAUAGUGUGUUUGUAUUUAUUGCAUGCACCUUUCAAGGCCAAAAAAAAACGACAUGCAUUUUUUUUUCCUGUCGACUACUGCUGAGUAUCAUUCAGGGUAUCAUUCAGACAAGAAAAAAAUAUAUAUAUUUGACUUUUCAACACAUUUACUGUUAAAAGGCAGCAUUAUCUGUAUGCAAGAAGAGACGCAAGGAAAGUUAGCCUCUGUCCGCUUGAGAAAAACACAGCCGCCACAAAGAAGACCUAACUAAACAACAUUCCAAAGCAGAUGUCAGGAUCAUUUGUGGAGCUCACAUCUUCUAAGACGACACAAAAUAGAAAGCUUCUUUUUUUUUCAAAACAGCCUUAUCACUUUGAGCUAAAAGUCACCAAUAUUCAUUUUCUCCGAUGCUUUUGCUUUGAAUGGUGUUGGGCUGAGAGAGGUCGCAAUGAAAGCGUUGUAAAUGUCGUGUAAUAUAUAAUGCACUUAUGACACGGGUGGCGGGCGGGGGAAGCACUUUUUGAUAGAUGAAAAUAAAUCUGGUCAAAAAAAUGACAUUUUUUAAUCAGAGAUGCAAGUAAACUUUCUAAAUGAUUUUUUGCAAUGAUUCCUUAUCUGCCUUCUAUUUUUCUCUAGUACGUCAGGUUUUCAAAACAAUAUAACAUGUAAUAUAUUUAGUAAUAUUCAUGACUUAGGAGUUUGGUAGAUUUAUUUUCUUAAACACUAUACCGAUGAAUUUGAACAGAUGAAACAUUUCACUUUACACAAGGUUGAAAACAAAAGAUUAAAAUUUCAAAAACCUGAUCUGCUGGCGAAAAAAGAACAUUUUGGAACUCAGCAUCAAAAAUACACUUAGGGACACGUAAAUCUGUCUCUGAUUAAAAUUUGCUGUUGACCAUUGUAAUCGCACAAAAGAGCGUGUGUAAAUCACACUCUGAUGUUAUGUAUAUAAAUUACAAAAAGAAAAAAAAAAGCCCUUUGGAUUUUCUAUUAAAAAAGAAAAUGAAAAGAAAGAAAAGGGUCUAUAUAAAAAUAUAUAUUUUGUAAUUUCAGCUUGUUGCAUUAUAUAAAAUUACAAUAUAUUAGAUUUAUUUAAUGGCGUAGAAUAAUCCAAGGGUGGGGGGGGGUAUUUAUUAUUUAUAGUAUUUAUUUAUUUCAUGGAAAUAAAUUGUACUUUAUGUUCAUAUCGUUGUCAAAAAAAAUAUCAAGAGUGCUUUUUUUUGUCAGUAUAUCAAUGGAGCUUUAGCUUAACUUCUCUUGUGUUCUUUCUAUGUUGUGGUUCGAUGUUCUCACCGAGCUCUGUCCCUGUUUGCUCAAAUGAGACUCUGCUUUUUUGGAGCUUCAGCUUCACGGGAGGAAAAAAAAAAAUCGGUCAGUUCCGUUUUUACAAAAAGAGAGGGGGG
Molecule: messenger RNA, 3580 nt
Organism: Syngnathus typhle (broad-nosed pipefish)
Lineage: Eukaryota; Metazoa; Chordata; Actinopteri; Syngnathiformes; Syngnathidae
Gene: gabrg2
Product: gamma-aminobutyric acid type A receptor subunit gamma2
Exons: 10
Coding region: 1-1452 (483 amino acids)
Biological process (GO): chloride transport; regulation of postsynaptic membrane potential; monoatomic ion transmembrane transport
Cellular component (GO): neuron projection; postsynapse; synapse
Molecular function (GO): transmitter-gated monoatomic ion channel activity involved in regulation of postsynaptic membrane potential; GABA-A receptor activity; GABA-gated chloride ion channel activity
Source: RefSeq, a predicted model, not a curated record